CGCUGGACCACAUUGAAAUGGGUCUGAUGUUGUUGUCAAACAGUACAGUGUGCGGCGCAUCCCUCCUCAGGAGCAUCUCCAACAGGACAGCCUUCAUUGUACUGGUGUCAAACAGCAGCCACGUUACUGACAGCCUCAUAACACCAGCUCCCAUCAUCAUCAUCACCAUCAUCAUCAUCAUCAUCACAGCAGGCUCCAGUGUGCAUGCAUCUCUCAGUGCGGCUGAAAAUCAUGGGACGGUCGCGCUUUGCGUCAUUGUUGUUUCUCCUCUGCUCCAUCCUGCAGACAAAUGCAUUGACAACAUGUGGAGCCAGGCAGUUCCAGUGUGGGAAUGGGAAAUGUAUAACGGCGCGAUGGGUGUGUGACGGCACGGACGACUGCGGAGACGGCACUGAUGAACUUCCUGGUACCUGCAUGUCCAAAACGUGCAGACCGACAGAGUUCAGCUGCGCGGACCGCCUUAACCAGUGUAUACCAAGCACCUGGCGCUGUGAUGGAAAAGCUGACUGUGAGAAUGGAGCUGAUGAAGACAGCUGUGCACCAAGGCAGUGCACAAACACCGAGUUCCGCUGCAGGAACGGCCAGUGCGUGUCGUCUUCCUUCGUGUGUGACGACGAGGCGGACUGUGAUGACGGCAGCGACGAGGCCUCCUGCCCACGCGUCACCUGCAGCCCCACGUCCUUCCAGUGCAACAACACCGUUUGUGUCCCCCGCCUGUGGGCCUGCGACGGCGACACUGACUGCGCAGACGGCUCGGACGAGUGGCCCCAGAACUGUGGUACGAAGGCGCCCAACACCGCUCCCACUCAUCAGUGCUCGUCACUGGAGUUCCACUGCGGCAGUGGAGAGUGCAUCCACGGCAGCUGGAAGUGUGACGGAGGAGCUGACUGCCAUGAUCGGUCGGACGAAGCCAACUGUGCUCGCACCACCUGCCGUCCUGAUGAGUUUGAGUGCGGUGAUGGCACCUGCAUCCACGGCAGCCUCCAGUGCAACCAUCAGUACAACUGCAGGGACAUGAGUGAUGAAAUUGGCUGCGUCAACGCGACCCACUGCGAGCCCCCAACUAGAUUCAAAUGCCGAAGUGGGGAGUGCAUCAGCAUGGAGAAGGUGUGUGACAGGAAGCGUGAUUGCAGGGAUUGGUCGGAUGAGCCUCUGAGGCAGUGUGGCUCCAACGAGUGUCUGUACAACAACGGCGGCUGCUCUCAUAUCUGCAAAGACCUGAGGAUCGGCUACGAGUGCCUGUGUCCUACUGGGUAUCGCUUGGUUGACGCGAAGCACUGUGAAGAUAUCGACGAGUGUGCCAACCCCGACACCUGCAGCCAGAUCUGCAUCAACCAGAUGGGCAGUUACAAAUGCCAGUGUGAGGAGGGUUACCAAGUCGACCCAUCAACCAAAGCCUGCAAGGCCAUCGGUACGAUAGCCUACCUUUUCUUCACCAACCGUCAUGAGGUCAGAAAGAUGACGUUGGACAAAAGUGAGUACACCAGAGUGAUCCCCCGCCUGAAGAACGUUGUGGCUCUUGACAUGAACAUGGCCGCCAAAGAGAUCUACUGGUCCGACAUCUCCCAGAAGAAGAUUUACAGAGCUCAGAUGGACUCGGCCGAUGACCCCACUCAUCACAGCGUAGUGAUUGGCAGUGGCAUCGAUGCUCCUGAAGGCAUUGCUUUUGACUGGAUCCAUGGUAACCUGUACUGGACCGACAGCAUUCGCAGCACCAUCUCCGUGGUAACCGCUGACGGUAGCCGGCGCAAAACUCUCUUCCACCAAGACUUGUCUAAACCCCGCGCUAUUGUGGUGGACCCCCACAGCAACUUCAUGUACUGGACUGACUGGGGGACUCCCGCUAAAAUUGAGAAGGGAGGUUUUAACGGAGUUGACCGCAGCGCUCUGGUCACCGACAACAUUGAGUGGCCCAAUGGAAUCACACUCGACCUGCUGAACCAGCGGCUCUACUGGGUGGACUCCAAGCUGCACACCCUCUCCAGUAUCGACGUGCAGGGCGGUGGUCGACGCACCCUCAUCAUUGACGAGCACAGGCUGGCUCACCCGCUUGGCCUCACUGUGUUUGAGGAAAAAGUGUUCUGGACGGAUGUCAGUAACAGUGCAAUCCUCAGUGCAAACAGGCUGACGGGUGGUGACAUCACACCACUGGUAGAGCACUUGUCAUCGCCAGAAGACAUUAUUCUCUACCAUAACCUCAAACAACCCACUGGAAGGGACUGGUGCCAGGUGUCCGGCUGUGAAUUCUUGUGCCUGGCAGCUCCUCAAGUGGGCAGACACCCCCCCAAAUACACCUGUGUCUGUCCAGACAACAUGAUGUUAGCCAGGGAUAUGAGGACAUGUGUGCCUGCUGUGCCAACACCUGCAGCUCCCGUGCUGCCUCAAGUCCCUGCUACCAACCCUCCCCCUCCUCGGCCAACAGUACCAGCCAGCACCACACCUACACCCCAGGUCCACACCACACCUACACCCCAGGUCCGCACCACCACAGUGCCCGCUGUAAUCACCACCACUGCGGCCAGGCCAGCGCCACGCACCACCAAGCCUCCUGUAAGGACCACCACGCCUGAACCAAAGACCCCAUCACCCCGUCCAGUGAACCCCAAAAUUCUCCAGACCACCACAGAGACUCCAGUCACUUCAUCAGAUAUCCGACAUGAAUUUGCUGCUGUACCCGACGCUGCCUCGCCCACCCCGAUCGCUCUGUAUAUUGCUCUACCUCUGGCGAUUGUCUGUCUGGUGGCUGUUGGUGGCGUGCUGCUAUGGAGGAACUACAGGCUGAAGAACACCAACACAAUUCACUUUGACAACCCUGUUUAUCAGAAAACCACAGAGGACCAAGUGCACAUUUGGAGGAGCCACAGCCCUGACGGUUUCUCCUACCCAAAAAGACAAAUCGUGAGCUUGGAUGAAGAGGCAGACAACCCGGCCUUCACAGAAAACUGAGACGCGUUGCGCAGAGUGGAAAGAAAAGCCUCGAUGAUAAGCUACCUUGGACGUCCGUUUGUAUAUUUACCUCACACAGCACAAAGAUAUGGAAGUCAAAGCCAAUAUCAAAACCACUAUAUCCUCACAGACGAACAAGCGCUCUGCAGUGGGAAAACCAGGGUCAAACGUAUUUUCAGGUUGCACAUUUUUUUCCCAUCAAGUUGACAAUCCAUUUCUCACUAGAUCUUACCAAAUCAGCAGAUGAUGGAUUCUUUGAUCCAACUUUUUUUUUUUUUUUUUUUUUUACUCGCUAUCCUCACUGUGAUGCUGAUGAUAUAGCUGCUAUGUUUACAUGCACACUAAUAUUCUACUUUUAUUUUGUAUAUUACAGUUUCCGGAUUUGAUUCGGGUCAUGUAAACAGUGUUUGAAGUGGUACAGGACAUGUUAGGGAACAUUAAUCAGAGUAUGCACAGCUGCAUGUUAACGGGAAAAUGAAUCGAAUAUUCAUUUUUAUUAGCCACAGUUUAGUAGGAAUAUUGUAUUUUUCGGAAUGGGUGAAAAAAAGGAAUAUUUUGUGCAUGUAAAUGUAGGAGUUGUUGAGGCUUCAUAAUGUCUCGUUUUUCAUGCAUCAGUUUAACUGAGCUCAUUUAAUACAACUUAUAAAUAGGAAUUCCCUCUAACGCAGAGAUACUCAACUUGCCCGCUGGGUGGCCCGCUGACUGUUUUUUAAUUGGAGAAGAAAACAAAUUGAUUCACAGUGGGAUUUUUUUGUACUUUUAAUGUAAAAUAAGGUGCCAGAGUGCACAAAAAAGCAUCAAAAUAGAGCUUGUGCAUUUAAAACAAUUGCAACUGGAGGAUCCCUCAUUUUAAUAAUUAUUAUAAUAAUAAUUAUUAUUUAAGGUGGCAGGGUUGUACAGUGGUUAGCACUGUUGCCUCACAGCAGAAGGGUUGAACCCACUGACUGGGGCCCUUCUGUCUUCCUUCCACGGUCCAAGGACAUGCAGGUUGGGACAGCCCCCCCUGUGACCCUUACAGUCGGUUACAGAUAAUGAUUUAAUGAAUGAAAAAUUAUUUAUAUAUUAAUUAUUGUUUGUUCAUUAAAAAUGCAAUCCUCCUGCCAUUUUGCAAACGUGGCACCAGGGCAAAGCAAGUUGAGUAUCUCUGCUGUAACGUGUUUUAAUUCACACACGUGUUGUAAAUAUAAUUUUUGUCUGUUUGUGGAACAUUAUCAAACCUUAUUUGCUUUGUUUUUUGGCCACUUUCAUAUCUGUACGGUAAAUAAAAGGCCACCACUAUCUCCAGACGCUACGCUAUGCUACGCUUAGCUUAGCUUAGCUCAAAGACUGGAAACAGGGGAAACAGCUAGCAUUGUGAGAAUUUGGUAGUUCUCACACUUUUGUGAUAGGUGUUUUAUUUUUGUUUUGUUUGAUUAUUUGUGAGCUUUAGAGAUGUCGGUGGACAUAUUUUAUCACAUUUGGACAGAGCUAGGCAAGCUAACCCUUGUUUCAACUCUUUGUGCUAAGCUAAGCUAAGCUAACCAGCCACUGGCUCCAUCCACAUAUUUAUCAGAUAUGACAGUGGUAUCAAUCAUCUCAUUUAACUCUCGACAGGAAAGCAAAGAUGCAUAUUUCCCAUUAUGUUAUACUAUUCCUUUGAUUGUGAUGAAGCUGGAGCCAGGAGGCGCUCACCUUAGCGCUAAUACUCAUUGCUUUUAAGCUUUACUUUCUGUGUGUAGCAACAACAAAAAAUAAUGUUCACCUAAUAAGUGAGCUUUAGACAUGCUCGUUGGUGGAUUUAAUUACAUUUGGACAGAACCAGGCUAGCUGUUUGCCCUGUUUCCAGUAUAUAUGCUAAGCUAAGCUAAGCUAAAGUAAGCUAAUCUCCUUAUGUCUCCAGCUCUGUACUUAUUACCGACAUUUCUCUUUGUUGUUGACUUUUAUCCCAAGACAAACACUAACACCAGAGCAGAUUUAAAGUUGAGUGUACAGUGGCUGAAUGUAAUACUGACAGGAAUUCUGCAUGUGCCAGUUUAACCAGCGUGACCUCAAUAAGUCUUAAUGAUGUGUGUGUCGUUAUGAGUUCAAUACCAGUCAUUGCCUCAGUCGUGAAACACAAAAAACCACCAGAAGCAACCUUAUCUUGCAGAAAUAUGUGAAAUGACCACGUCCUCGUAUCACCCCAUUACAUGGUGGUGGUAUAUAAUGUGUUAAAAUUAUGUAGGGGAAUGGUCGGAGUUUUAAACAUGCGAUUAAUGUUUCAUUAGGUUGAAGGAACAAAACUACUUGGUUAGGUUUAGGGGGAAAAACUCUUCGUCACACUUAGAAAAAGAUUGUGUUUUUGGUUAAAAUUGGUAUGUUUGUUAAGUAUGAGGCGUAAGUAUGUCAUGUAAUGUCACGUGACACAAGUACGUAUUGUUAAGAUAAGUAAAUGUUACCUUCGGGUUUCAAACAGGACACAAACUGCGGUCUCCUGGCUGAAAGUCAUAUGUUUGUUUGACUUUCUCGCUUUUUACACUACAUAUAGGAUUGCAUGAUGAUGUUUAACCAGGAAUUUCGUUUCAGUUUUUGAAGAUUGCAGAUAACAAUUAGAAUACCGUCAGUGUACAUCGCUCAGGAGGUCUUUCUGCUGUCGAAUUAUCCGUAGAGUUCUCCUCCUCAAAAUCCGGUAUCUCAUUAUUAAUAUAAUCUCUCACGAAGACUCACUCCCUAUGUAGAUAUAAACAGCUCACUCUAGGGUAACAAAAACACAAAGACUCUUAUUUUCAGGUGUGUAUGCACUAAAGAAAAUACACUUAUUAUAUUCCAUUUCUUCCAAAACAUUCCCCUAAAUCCUACACUCUAAAACUUUAAGAGGUUGUCAUCAUUUCACUUAUUUUUGUGAAACCAGGCUGACCCAAAAGGUCCUAAACACACUGCUGUAGCUGACCUCUAAUAAUACUCACUGUGCCUUGAUUUAUACUGCGCUCUGUAAUAGCCUUCAGAUUUCACAUAUCACCAUAUGGUAACAACAUAAUGUUCUUCAGCAGCUGUCUUUUGUUCCUUAGUUUCUCUGAACCCUUAUCCAGCUCCAUUCUCUUGAUUUGUGAUUGGCUGUCUGAGCACUGGGGAGCCACCCCUAAAUUUUCCUGCCCUACGCCCCUCUUGGGGGGACCAGUGCAUUCCUCAAAGACUGAGAGGCUUUGAUGCAACCACAUGUGACCAGUGGGGCCAUGUCUAAUUCUCUGUACCAUGGCACGUGACCUGUAUAUUUACAUCCUCCCCCAGGACCAAAACUUGCCUCCCACAUUCCUGAAAAAGAGCCAUGUGCCCCAUCAUGGUUUUAAAAACACAAGUUGCUUUGAGCUCCUUUAUUUGUAUUGCUGACAAAUGUGUGCCUUUUUAAUUACAUGUUUUGCUCACAUGUUCAUGUUGGUGGUAUUGAACUCAGUGGAUAUGUAUAAAAUCAGUGUGUCUUCCUGUUUACAGUUAAUUGUCUGAGGGAUGUUGCAGUGUUACUUUCAAUUGAGGUAACAUCUAACAAAGACGUGUUGAGUUAGGUUAAUGACUGUUGUGAGGCUUUUAGAAAGAAAACACGUGUCUAGUCAAGCUGUACAUAAUGUCAUUUCACAUUCACCAGAUUAAGCAUGUAAAUAUAAUGUUCAUAAAUGUAAAUAUUGGUUCUUUACUGUUUUUUGGUAAUAAUGUCACUGUUUUAGACUUUGUUGUAAACUUUAAACAUUUGCUGUACAUAAAUAAAUGCUUCUAUUUAUUAUAGAAUCA
Messenger RNA from Epinephelus fuscoguttatus (brown-marbled grouper), 6687 nucleotides. It is a transcript of the gene ldlra, whose product is annotated as low density lipoprotein receptor a. The record is from RefSeq and is a predicted model, not a curated record. The transcript is spliced from 18 exons. Lineage: Eukaryota; Metazoa; Chordata; Actinopteri; Perciformes; Serranidae. Bases 205 to 2946 code for a protein of 913 amino acids. Gene Ontology annotation, molecular function: protein binding; calcium ion binding.